UGCCCGCGCUUGUUCACAGCUGCUUACAAACCUCCUCUUGCGGCGAAAAACUGCUGCUGGAGCUUUUUAAACCUUAUCGCUUUUAACUGCGGGCUUUUUUUGUGUUCUUAUACUCUUACUUGCUGUUUUAUCCGCUCUUAUUCUCACUUGAAAUGCCUACCAGAACCUCAUUGUCUUUGCCAGAGGAUGUAAAGGAACGACUUCAGGUGCUGGAAACAGGUGGCGAGAGUUUGUCAGAAGAGGAAUGUGUGAAGGAAAAGCUCAGGUUACUGCAGGACUUCCUGCGGGCUGAUACUCAGGACCAGCUCAGAAGCCUUGAAGCCAAGCUGAAGAACUCUGAACUUUCCUCUGAGGUCUACACGUCAGAGGUUAAGGCCGUGCUGAAGAAAGCUCUUGGUUUGGGCAAAGACAGUCAGAGUGACUGUGCAGAGCAGAAUGGGCAUUCAAACGGCAUCUCUGAAAAUGGAUCUCAUGAGGGUAAUGGGGAAAAGGAAGGAGCCAUGGAAACUCAGGAGGAAGGGGAUACCAUCAAGUCCCCCAGUGCCACAAAGGGCAGGAGUGGCCGACGCAGCAAAGCAGACUCCGAGCCCAAAAAAUCUCCUGCCAGUUCCAGGGUCACACGGAACUCUGGGAAACAGCCCACCAUCCUGUCAAUGUUCUCACGAGUGCCCAAGCGCAAGUCUGAUGAAGUGAAUGGAGAGACCACAAAUGGAGGUGCAGAAAAUAAAACUGAGGAAGCUGAUGUUGAAGAGGUCCGUGAAGAAAAACGUCUUAAAACGGAGUCUGAUGAGAAACCGGACACUGAAAGCACAAAUACUGACAAGACCAAGCCUGUGAGCGCAGCUAAGACACCUCCUCCGAAGUGUCCUGACUGCAGACAGUAUCUGGAUGACUCUGACCUGAAGUUUUUCCAGGGAGAUCCUGAUGAUGCGCUCGAUGAACCAGAGAUGUUGACCGAUGAGCGUCUUUCCUUGUUUGACUCAAAUGAAGAUGGAUUUGAAAGCUAUGAAGACCUGCCUCAGCACAAGAUUACAAACUUCAGUGUGUAUGACAAGCGAGGCCACCUGUGUCCUUUUGACUCUGGACUCAUUGAAAAGAAUGUAGAAUUGUACUUCAGCUGUGCUGUUAAGCCCAUCUAUGAUGACAACCCUUGCAUGGAUGGUGGAGUCCCUGCUAAAAAGCUUGGACCAAUCAAUGCCUGGUGGAUCACUGGUUUUGAUGGUGGAGAGAAAGCUCUGAUUGGCUUCACCACAGCCUUUGCUGACUACAUCCUUAUGGAGCCGAGUGAGGAAUACUCACCCAUCUUUGCCCUGAUGCAAGAGAAGAUCUACAUGAGCAAGAUCGUGGUGGAGUUUCUUCAGAAGAAUCCUGAUGUUACAUAUGAGGAUUUGCUUAACAAAAUUGAGACCACGGUGCCUCCUGCUGGUCUGAACUUCAAUCGUUUUACUGAGGACACGCUGCUGCGCCAUGCUCAGUUUGUGGUGGAGCAGGUGGAGAGCUAUGACGAGGCUGGAGAUUCGGACGAGCAGCCCAUCAUCGUUACUCCAUGCAUGAGAGACCUGAUCAAACUGGCUGGAGUAACACUAGGCAAGAGGAGAGCAGCCAGAAGACAGGCCAUUCGUCAUCCUACAAAGAUAGAGAAGGAUGUCAAGGGCCCAACUAAAGCUACCACUACUAAGCUGGUGUACCAGAUCUUUGACACCUUUUUCUCAGAUCAGAUUGAUCAGAAUAAUAAAGAGGGAGGUGGAGUCAAAAGACAGCGUUGUGGGGUCUGUGAGGUAUGCCAAGCUCCAGACUGUGGCAAGUGCUCUGCCUGUAAAGACAUGAUCAAAUUUGGAGGCAGUGGCCGCAGUAAGCAGGCCUGUCAGAAGAGGAGAUGUCCCAACAUGGCUGUGAAAGAAGCAGAAGAUGAUGAGAAUAUGGAUGAGGAAGAUGUUUUGCCACUUCUGAAAGACACAAAGAAAGUAUCUCAAGCUAAGAAGAAGCAGACCAAGAAUAAGAUCACAUGGGUGGGAGAGCCCAUUAAGACUGAAGGAAGAAGAGAUUAUUAUAUGAAGGUCCGUGUAGAGAAUGAGGUGCUGGAAGUUGGAGACUUUGUGUCUGUCAGCCCAGAUGAUCCCUCUCAUCCACUCUACCUUGCAAGGAUCACAGCUUUGUGGGAUGAUGGUGAGAAAAUGUUUCACGCACACUGGUUCUGCCGUGGUACGGACACAGUUCUGGGCGAGUCCUCGGACCCACUGGAGCUCUUCCUUGUGGACGAAUGCGAGGACAUGCAGCUGAGCUUUGUGCAUGGCAAAGUUAAUGUCCUUUACAAGGCUCCCUCAGAAAACUGGUUCAUGGAGGGUGGCAUGGAUGAUGACAUUAAGGUCAUUGAGGAUGACGGUAAAAGCUUCUUUUAUCAGCUGUGGUACGAUGGUGAUUUUGCUCGGUUUGAAACUCCACCCAAAGUCAUGCCAGAUGAAGAUUGCAAGUACAAGUUUUGCGCCAGCUGCACCAGGAAUAAGGAGAAACAGGAGCAGGAAACGCCUCGUGUAUUUGAUCCUCUGGAGGAUGAGGAGAGUGACUCUAAAGUGUUUUAUUCUCUGGCCUGCCUGAAGGGAGAACAGUACAAGGUGGGGGAUAGUGUCUACCUCCCACCUGAGGCUUUCAGUUUUGGAGUAAAGGCUGCAAGCCCGGUGAAGCGUCCUCACCGGAAGGAAGAUGUAGAUGAGGAUCUGUAUCCGGAAUACUACAGGAAGUCCUCAGACUACAUCAAGGGUUCCAACCUGGAUGCUCCAGAGCCUUUCCGUGUUGGCCGUAUCAAGGAGAUCUUCUGCAACAAGCGCAGCAAUGGCAAACCAGACACAUCAGAGAUCAAACUGCGCAUUUACAAACUCUACAGACCCGAGAACACGCACAAAGGACCAAAGGCAGGCUACCACACAGAUAUAAAUCGACUUUACUGGAGUGAUGAGGAGGUAACUGUGAGCAUGGCAGACGUGCUGGGCCGGUGUCGAGUGGAGUAUGGAGAGGACCUGGUGGAGAGCAUGCAGGAGUAUUCCAGUGGUGGACCUGAUAGAUUCUACUUCCUAGAGGCCUACAAUGCCAAAUCCAAAAGCUUUGAGGACCCACCAAACCAUGCUCGUUCUGUUGUGAACAAAGGCAAAGGAAAAGGCAAGGGAAAAGGUAAAGGAAAAGGGAAAGCUUCCUCACAGGACACGCAGGAGCAAGAGCCUCAGGAGCUCAAGGUCCCCAAGCUGCGCACGCUUGAUGUGUUCUCAGGCUGUGGUGGUCUAUCUGAAGGCUUCCACCAAGCAGGCAUCUCUGAGACCAACUGGGCAAUUGAGAUGUGGGAUCCUGCUGCACAGGCUUUCAGGCUGAAUAACCCUGGCACCACAGUGUUCACAGAGGACUGCAAUGUGCUGCUCAAGCUGGUAAUGUCUGGAGAGAAGACUAACUCCCUUGGCCAGAAGCUCCCACAGAAGGGUGAUGUGGAGAUGCUGUGUGGAGGGCCACCUUGCCAAGGUUUCAGUGGAAUGAACCGCUUCAACUCGCGCACUUAUUCCAAGUUCAAGAACUCCCUGGUUGUCUCUUAUCUGAGUUACUGUGACUACUACAGGCCGAAGUUCUUCCUGCUGGAAAACGUCAGGAACUUUGUGUCCUUUAAGCGCUCCAUGGUCUUAAAACUCACUCUACGCUGUCUGGUCCGCAUGGGCUACCAGUGCACAUUUGGUGUACUGCAGGCAGGGCAGUAUGGAGUGGCCCAAACACGACGCAGGGCAAUUAUCCUGGCUGCUGCUCCGGGUGAGAAGCUCCCUCGCUACCCCGAACCACUGCAUGUGUUUGCUCCACGAGCAUGCUCCCUCAACGUUGUGGUGGAUGACAAGAAAUAUGUCACCAACGUCACACGAGGAAAUGGUGGUAUCUACCGCACCAUUACAGUGCGGGACACUAUGUCUGACCUCCCAGAGAUCCGGAAUGGAGCGUCUGCUUUGGAGAUCUCCUACAACGGGGAGCCACAGUCCUGGUUCCAGAGGCACAUCCGCGGUGCACAAUACCAGCCCAUUCUCAGGGACCAUAUCUGCAAGGACAUGAGUGCCUUGGUGGCAGCCCGUAUGCGUCACAUUCCUCUGGCCCCAGGCUCGGACUGGAGAGACCUGCCCAAUAUUGAGGUGCGGCUGCCGGAUGGGACCACCACAAAGAAGCUUCGCUACACGCACUCCGACAAAAAGAAUGGACGCAGCGGCACUGGCGCGUUGAGGGGAGUAUGUGCCUGUGCUGGAGGCAAGCCCUGUGAUCCUGCAGACAGGCAGUUCAACACUCUGAUCCCGUGGUGUCUGCCUCACACGGGUAACCGCCACAACCACUGGGCAGGGCUGUACGGCAGGCUGGAGUGGGAUGGCUUCUUCAGCACCACUGUUACCAAUCCUGAGCCUAUGGGCAAGCAGGGACGUGUGCUACACCCAGAGCAGCAUCGUGUGGUCAGCGUUAGGGAAUGCGCUCGCUCACAAGGCUUCCCAGAUACGUACCGCUUCUUUGGCAACAUCUUGGACAAACACAGACAGGUUGGGAAUGCAGUGCCUCCACCCCUUGCUAAAGCCAUUGGACUUGAAAUCAAGAAAUGUGCCCACGAGAAGAUGAGGGAGAAUGCAACAGAGCCUGUGAAACAGGAGAAGAUGGAGGUUUGUGACUAGAGCUACUCCUCAGCAGAUUGAAUUUCUCACCUCAGCCUAUUCAGCCCAUUCCAUUAACUCAUAAGCUGUUGUCGAGCCUGGCUAUUCAGAUGGCGUCUCUAUGGACGGUUUGUGCAGUGCCAUUUCAAGUGAUGUUUUAUCAAUUUCUAAAUGUGAUUUUUAACCAUGUAUUUGCAAUCUCCACUCUGAGACAGUGGAAUAAAUUCUAUGUAGUUUUUAUAUGUUGUAAUAUUUCAAAUAAAGCUCUUAUGGAUGUCAUGUGUUUAAUAUA
Colossoma macropomum (tambaqui) is the source of this 4944-nucleotide messenger RNA. RefSeq names its product DNA (cytosine-5-)-methyltransferase 1 (gene dnmt1). The transcript is spliced from 34 exons. Gene Ontology annotation, cellular component: nucleus. NCBI's taxonomy places the organism in Eukaryota, Metazoa, Chordata, Actinopteri, Characiformes, Serrasalmidae. The record is from RefSeq and is a predicted model, not a curated record. The coding region runs from base 153 to 4673 and encodes 1506 amino acids. Gene Ontology annotation, molecular function: DNA binding; DNA (cytosine-5-)-methyltransferase activity; zinc ion binding.